Messenger RNA from Episyrphus balteatus (marmalade hoverfly), 15584 nucleotides. RefSeq names its product leucine-rich repeat and calponin homology domain-containing protein (gene Lrch). The record is from RefSeq and is a predicted model, not a curated record. Gene Ontology annotation, molecular function: protein binding. The coding region runs from base 252 to 3230 and encodes 992 amino acids. Lineage: Eukaryota; Metazoa; Arthropoda; Insecta; Diptera; Syrphidae. The transcript has 10 exons.
AUGGCCGUCCUUGUCUGUGGCCUGCGUAGUGCAUCUUUCUAUCUUUCAGCUCGACUGCGGAUAAUUUCGGUAGACUUUUUAAAAGAAAGUUUUCCUAGCCGGAAGUUUAUGAAGUUUAAAGUUGGUUUACUUGAAUACUUGAAAACAAAAAUGAAUUCUCAACACCAAGAAGAUGAUUGAUAAAACAACAACACAAUUAUUUAUUUAAAAUUUCUGGGUGAAAGAAACGGAAUUUUAUCCAAAAAAUAACAAUGGCUGUAACUUUUCACUGUACUCGAAUUCAUAAUUCGACCACCACUGGACAUUCGCAAUUGGUGAGAUCCCUCGAAAGGAUUUUGGAAGAAGCCAACUUUAGCGGAGAAUUGAUCUUGACAAAUCGCAAAUUAAAAGAUUUUCCAAAAGCUGCAACCAAGUACAAUUUGUCGGAUACUGUUAUUGCAGACUUGUCUCGCAAUAGAUUUUGUGAACUACCUGAAGAAGUAACAACAUUUGCGUUCCUGGAAACACUCCUUUUAUAUCACAAUACGAUUCGGCAUAUUCCUGAAUCAGUAAAACAUCUUACCUUACUUACUUAUUUGGACUUACGUAGUAAUCAACUUUCAACACUUCCAAAAGAAUUAUGUUUUAUGCCGUUGCAAGUAUUGUUGGUAUCCAACAACAGAUUGGUAUCUCUUCCCGAUGAGUUAGGACGUAUGGACAAACUUUUGGAUUUAGAUGUUUCCUAUAAUCAGUUAACAGCUCUUCCAGCAAGAGUUGGUGAAUUGCGAAGUUUGAAAUCGUUUUCAUUACGCAACAAUCAAAUUUUAUAUCUUCCUAGAGAAUUAGCAUGUCUUACAUUGGUUUCUCUAGAUGUAAGUAAUAAUCGAAUAGCAAGUCUUCCGUUAGAAAUACGCCAAAUGACUUCUCUUGUGGAAUUUAAUUUGGGAAAUAAUCCCUUAACAUCGCCACCAGCUAGUCUUUGCGUUAGAGGACUUGUGCACAUUUUUAAAUUUCUCGAAACUCAAGCGACAAAAGAUGAAAAAGGAUGCCGAGCAGGUGGAAAUUAUGAUGGAUAUACUACUCUAAGGAGAGCACCUAAGCAAAAUGCUGGUAGUAUAUUUGAAUCUACUAGAAACCCAAGAUAUCAAGUAGAUUCAGGUUAUAGUACCUGCGACGGAAUGGAAAAACGCUGGUCAAAUGAUUUGCCAAACAAAAACUCAAAAAUUGGAUUGUUAUCUCCAAGAAAAAUCUUACCAUCUUCUGUUGUAGAUAGCUUUGCUUUAGACGCAGAUACAAGUACCAACGACAUUAUUUCCAAACCAUCUCAACAAGUAAUAGAAGAACAAAGAAAAGAUCAACAAUCUUUAGAGCGUACUUUUUCGCAAGAAAAUCAACUCAAUGAGGACAUUAUAAUUUAUUCUCAAACAAGUUCCACGAGCAGUGGAUCCACACCCGAGGAUGAUAUGCUAGGCGAAAAUCAUAUGUAUGUAGACAAAAAUAACGAACAUCUUGGAAAUAUUCAAACAUAUCGUGAGUACAAAGAAGCACUUAAACAACAAAGAAAUCAGGAUAUUUCGAGUGUUUAUAAAGCCAAAUCUAAAACACAAUAUGAUUUGAUCGAAGAUAAUGGGUCUUGUUCCUAUGACGAACAAGAUUCUCGAUGUAUGGAUGAAAAAAUUAACAAUAUUAACAAUUAUUCUGACCAAAACACAGCAGAAGAACAACCAGUGUGUGUACCAAAGAAACCUAUCCAAAAAGUUAUUCCAUCAAGAAAUAUAGAACUUAUGUCUGCAGUAUUUCAAACAAAGUUAAAAGACAAAGCAUCUAUCUUGCAUGGAAAUAGUGAAUGUUUAGAAUAUGUCAAGCCCAGUAGUCCAAUUAAAGCAGUAGGGAAUAUUGACAUGGUAAUAAAUAAUAAUUCAACUCCUGCAAAUGGAGUUGUGCGAAAUAAAUUUCUUCCCGGAAUGAUUGCCAAGCACCAACUACUUUUAUCACAAAAUAAACCAAACAGAUCUGUGACAUGGACCAACGACACAAGUGCCGAAAAAUCAAGUUUUACUAUGCGAAGAGAGUUUGAUAGACAAAGGGAAGAAACGGAACUGAUGACUCAACUACGAAACAUAAUCCAAGUUCGUCUUAAAACAAUAUUACCUGAAGAUAUGGCUUCUGCUCUGACUGAUGGUAUCAUUCUUUGUCACUUAGCGAAUUAUGUACGACCGAGGUCUGUAGCUAGCAUCCAUGUGCCGUCGCCGGGGGUCUCCAAACUUACAAUGGCGCGUUGUCGCAGAAACGUGGAUAAUUUCCUUGAAGCAUGUCGUAAAAUUGGAGUUGAUGAGGAGUUGAUAUGCUCUUGUGAAGAUGUUAUCUCCCCCCAAGAUGAAGAAUGCUCACUGAAUGAUGAUUAUAAACCGCCGCUGCUGCCUAAUCCAUCCGCUGUUUUCAAAACAAUAUCUGCUCUUCUUUCAAUUCCGGCAAAUUAUCAUCAAGAAUCACAGAAAGUUCUUCAAGACCAAGAACAACAUUAUCAAUCAAUGGAAGAUCAUCAACCGCCUGCAACCAACAUGCAAUUGACAGAAAAUUGGGAAAAUAAAUUAAAUACCAAACGCGAGAUGACCACAUCGAAUAACCAAUUCGAAGACGAAGUAGUUGACACUAAAGGAAGUCAGUUGAAAAAAUUUCUUCGUCAUGCUAAAAUCAAAACAUUUCAAAAAAUCAAAUUAAAUUUAAUAAAUAAUAACAGUAACUUAAAAAUAAACAGCAGCGGCGGUAAAGAAAGUCAAUUGCAAACUAUCGAGGAAACCGAUGCCGAUAGCUACCAAAUAGUCAAUGAGAAGAUAUCACCACUUGUCCUUAAAGUUAAUGAUCUGAAUACUAUCAAAUUUAAAUUAUUUGAAAUUACUCCUAAUAACAACAAUGAAAAAAACGAGGAUACUCAAACCGUUGUUUCACAGUGCCUUUCCAAGAGUAAUGUUACUGUGAUCAGUGAUCCCAGACAUACACCGAAGAUGGUAUACAAACGAAUAGAGUUCUUUGAAGACAAAUCUGUAUCACAUACCAGUCGCAGUGAUGAUGUCAAUACCACAUCCAAAAACAUUUGUAGCAUUUACCAAACGAGCAAUGAAGAUAGCACAUUGAAAUACAACACGGAUGAGUGUGCAUUAAAUCAUGACUUCAAUCUCCUUACAGUUGUUUUAGCAUUCGUUUUUAUUGCGACUUUUAUUCUUCUAGUGAUAUUUCCACUUCCAGAUUAAUAUUUAUGUAACGUUUUAUUAAGAAGUAGUUAGGGGAUAAUGUAACACGUUCUUAAUACAUACAUAUAUUAAAUAAAAAAUGAAACAUGAUAUUAACAAAAGUAUUAAUAUAUAAUUUUAUAUCCUAUAAAUUAUUUGCAUUUAUCUGAAAGUAUAAGCUUUGAUUUAAAAAAAAGUGAAUCGUUGUUUAAAGAAAAAUAAAAUUCGUUUGGAAAAAAGUUAAAGAGGCAAAAAUAACAAACGCUUUUUUGGAGAACCAAGUCAUAAUUUAUUUUUUUUUUUACUUUUGCAAUUUUUAAACACAUAACUUAACCAUCAAUGUUCUCCUAUUGCUAUGAUUAAAUGAGUUAAUUAAUUUAAAAAUAUAUAAAUAUGUUGCUUACCAAUAAAAGAAGAGUCAAAGUAUUCAAAAAGAAAUAGAGGAGUCAAAUUAUUUUCAUAUUAAUACGUCAAAAAACCUAACCACAAAAUAAAUUAUUUUUUUCCAAAGCUAGUCUGAACUACAUCUGACACGGCGCACAGUGUGGGAUUUCGAAAAAUGACUUGUCUUGUUUAAUGCCAAAACCGGUUUUUCUUAAAGCUAAUAGAUUGUAGAAAGUGAUAACAAAAGCAUUGUUAGGUGGGGAUCAUGCAUAAAAAAAAAAACUUUGCUCUUAAUUUUUUCUCGUGCGUUUGGUGUGUGUUUUAAUAAAAGUUUUAUUUUUUUAUAUUUCCUUAAUAUCAAGGUAUUAUUGUGUAAGUAAUUUUUUAUUUCACAGGGUGUUUCACAUUUUUGUUUUGGUGAUUGAAGUUAAAAAAAUGUAUUUUUUUUUCAAUUUUUGUACCUUUGUUAGAGCAAAUUUAUUCAAUGCAAAUCCUAAUUUAUUAUCUCUCAAGAAUCAAUAAAAUUUGGCACCCCAAUUGUGUUAUAAUAUAUUUUUUUUCUAUUUUUCUAAAAAAGAUGACCUACAGUCAAAAUUGAAUAAUUUCUUAGGAUUUAGUAAGCUAUGUUAUAGAUUUAAAAACUUUUUUUUUAAGCAGUAGGCUAGUGAAUUCAUUUAAAAAUAGUUAUAACAGAAAUACAGGGUGUUCAAAUCCAAAAUUUAGAGUAAGAGAAAAAAAGAACUAAGUAAUUUGAAAAAUUAAAAAAGAAAACUACCAAGGAAUAAAAAUAUAUUAUAUCGGAUAAAGGGUGUUUCAGUAAUAAUAAAAAAAUUUAAAUAAUUUAAAAUUUUUUGAUUUUCAUAGCGUUUAUCGAUAUUUAAACAGGGUUUUCAUAUUUGCAUACCUAAGUUAAUAAUCAAGUGCUUGGUCAUUUAUAACUCGUGGCUUAGACAAUGUGCUGCUUUCUGAAGAUAGAAUAAAUUUAUUUAUGGCAACAAUGAGAACGCUUUGUUAAGGAUUCAGUAAAAUAUGGGUUAAAAUUGGUCGAAACUGUGGAAGCUUGAAAUUUACAUACUUUUCCCGACUCUUUGAGAAUUUAAGACUACUGUAAAUAGUCUAAGAUGAAAAAACUUUCUCAUAUUAUGAUAGCAGACCAUCAUAAGAUAAAACAAAAAAGAAUUUGAUGAGUCCUGCAAAAAAAGCACAAAACCCAAUGUUUCCAGUUAACCUUUAUGUAGUUUCCGAACUCCAUUUACCAAAAAAUUGGCUUAUUAUGCAUAUAAAAUUAUUUCUAUUUCAUUUUCGUAUGUAAUAGUUAUAAAUAUAACCAACAAAAAUGAAUAAAAAGUUUUUUUUUCUGCGCGAAAUUAAUUUUUUAAGAGGGUCUAUCAAGGCGCAAAAACUACUCAUUAUUGUACUUAUAUUUUAAUAAUAUUAUAAAAAAGAAAUGGUAAAAUUGUUUUUUGUGUCACCUACAGUACUUUUAAAAAUGGGCAAAAAACUUAAACUUUCAGAGCUCUGUACAUAAAAAAUUUUACGAGAUAUUUAAAUACCUAAUUGUUAUUAUAUUUCAUUAUUGAUAUAUUUAUAAUAAUUAAUCUUGCAAAAAAUUAAUUCUCAAAAAGUUAAACCUGUAAGCGCUAUUAAUUUAAUUGUCCAAACACAUAAAAAACACGAUCAAAUGAUAAAUUGGAUUAUUUGAGAGUAAAUUUUUGGCAAUUUUAUUUAUUUUUUUUAAAGUAAACCCCAAUCUUUCCAAAAAGUUACAUCUUUGAACUCGGAAACGGUUUCGUAUAUAGAUUUCAUAAGAGUUACGUAAAAUGUUCUUAUAAUUUUAAAGAAAUAUUGAUAUUUUACAAAUUCAUGUGGCCUUAAAUGUAUAUUUAAAGUGCAUAUUUUCUAUUUUUAAGAGCAUAUUUUCAACGCAUAAUUUUCGUUUUUAAGUGCAUGAAAAUCCUAUCCCUAUACAUUACACUGUAAUUUAAGAACAGGAUGGUCUUAAUUCGUCAGACUUAAGGCUAAAACCUAAACAAAAGCAAACGAAUCACAUUACGUUUUUAUUUGGUCGUUCGAAAUGCAAAACGAAGAAACUUUAAUAUUUUUAAUUCAAAUAGCACAUUUUCAAGUUCAUGCCUACUAUAAAAACUUUUGUAAAAACAAAUUUUGCAUGACAAUUUUUUAAUAGUUUUUCAAUAAAAAAGUGGAUAAAUAUGUAUUUAAGAAAUAAAAGUGAACAAAAAAUAUUUUUUGAGAAAUUUGAUGUGGUUGUUAACUACAAAUAUACCAAAUAACAUCAAAAAGCCGUACGACACAUUGUGUGCGUACUUUUUGUGAGACGUACGACAACUUUUGACAGCUUUUCCGAUUCCAGUUACUGCUCCGGCUCCGAUUUUGCAUUGUGUUCCAGCAGUAAGUUGAAAUAUUUGAUUCACUAGUUCAAUUCUGAUAUUUUGUUUAAAAAGUAUCAGUUCAAGAAUAUUUGUAUAGUAGGGUCUAGGGUGGUCCAAAAAACAUUUUUUUCGAUAUUCAGUUGGGCCACCUCCGGUCUUUUGGAGGUUAAUAGUCUUUAGAAAAUAUCUUAAAUAUGAGGCUACGAGAACAAUAGUGGCGUAAGCCACAAAAUUAAGUUUUGAGCUACGAGAGAUUUAAGAUUCAGGGUUUUAUAAAACAACACUUUUUUUUAGUGCCAUCUAGUUCUGAGUGUAUCUAGCUGCAUAAAUCUAAUUUUGUAUCAAAAUAGAUAUAUUAAGAGACCAAGUGUUUAUGAAAAACUCAUUUUUUAAAAAAAGUGGGUACACCACUAUUAGGCUAUUGAUUAUGUAGUUUAGAAGAAACUAAGACGUUCACGGGUUUUUAUUGCAGGAAUCGUUCAAUGGGUUAUAAAAGAAGAUAAAACCGCGGAGUGCUAUUAAAUGAGAGGGUGGAAACUGAAGAUAGGGGUGCAAAAGCCCCCUUUUUGGUUUUUUCAAUAUACCUCGUAAACCAAGCAAAAUUUUGAUAUAUUGCACAUACAACUUUUUGUAGAGAAUUAAAUUUCCAAUUGGAAUAAUGUUUUUUUUUAAAUUGAAAAAAAAAAUUUCCAUACCAAAAUAGGGUGAUUUCAUAAUUGCAUGGUUUCUUUGUUUACAUGCGGUCAUUUGUGAUCAGACUAAUGUCAGAAAAACUAUUUGCGCAUGUAUUUUACUUUGAAUUUAAGAACACUUUCUCCGAUUUGGGUCUUUUGUCAAAAGUUUGAAGUUUCAAUUCAGCCUCUUCAUUAAAAUAAACCAAUUCCAUCCUUUAAGAAAAAAAAUCUUUUUUUUUUAACAUUUCUCCAAUUGUUUACAAAUUUAUUAUAUGCAAGAAAUUCGCGGCUAUUUUUGUUAUUUUGACUUGAAUUUUAAUAUCCAUUAAAAAUUUUGAUUGAAUUGAGAAAUAAAGCAAAGCUGUAUCAUUUUUUACGUCAUGUUCCUUCUUUCUUCAAGUUUAAAUUCAUUGCGCAUGGGAAUUUUUUCAUUUGCACAUUUGCGCUGCAAAUAUUUGCGUUUUACAUUUAUGAACACCUGACAUUUGUCAUUUGCAUUAAUGAAAUAUUUGCAUUCGUCAGACUUGCGCAACCAUGCAUUUAUGAAAGCACCCAUAGUCGAAACAAUCAUAAAAAAAAUAUCAAAAAAAUCUAUUUUUUGAGUUUUUUUGCUUUUUUAGUUGUACAUUUUAUUUGGGUUGAGAUAGACAUAAACAUUGCUUAAAAGAAAAAAAGAAGAUUAAAUUGCUGAAAUUAAAUGCUGUCCUCACUAAGAUUAAGAGAUUAAGAUUAGGGUGAGAGGUGGGAAUAAUUCGCCUUAUCACUGCGGCCUCUGAUGGGCCUAUUGUGAUGUCCUCUUUUUAGAGUUCACGUAGAAAUCCUGAGUUUAGAAAACUUAGUAUGUUUUUGGGUGAACUAGCGGCAAUGUUUUCCGCUUCGAGAUAAUACCCUCCGAGGUGACGUCGACGUGUAUUGAUUAAGCAAUUACAGUGACACAAUAUGUGUUCUGCUGUUUCUUCGUCUUCGUUACACAUUCUGCAGGUAUCGUCUUGUGUAAUGCCCAUGGUCUUGAGAUGUUUUUUUACUGAGCAGUGUCCAGUAAGGAAGCCUGUGGUUAUGCGAAUCUGACUCCUGGUGAGUGUGAGGAGUUGUUUCGUUCUGGCGUGGGAGAUGUUUGGUAUAAAUUUUUUGGCUUGUCUGUUACCUUCCGUAUGUGUCCAUUAAUGAUUAGCCAUAUCUCUUAGCCAUUUAUUAAUGUAAUGUUUUGCAGUGCUUGUUGGUAUGCCACAGAAUGGUCUUGGCAUCAUGAAUGUAGAUGCGGAACCUUUUCUGGCUAGUGUGUCUGCUAUUUCAUUCCCAACGUGACCGCUGUGACCAGGUAUCCAAAUGAGUUGAACUCUGUUUGUACUGGCGAGCUGGUGUAGAAGUUGUAUACAGUCCCAUACCAGCUUUGAGGUGACUUCACUGCUCCUAAGAGCUUGGAGUGCGGCCUUGCUGUCAGAGAGAAUAUAAAUUUUUUUGUUUAUUACAGCUCUGUUUAAGUUUUCUCUGAGGCAGAGUUCAAUUGCGAAUAUCUCUGCUUGGAAUACGGAAUUGAAGCUGUCCAUGCUCUGGUGCAGAUAAGUUUUGGUGUUCAUUCCGAAUACUCCGGCCCCAACACCUUCAUUUGUUUUGGAGCCAUCUGUGUACCAUACAUGAGACUCGCUAUUGAAGAUGGGUCUGUUCUGUUCCCAUUCAUGUCGUGAGGGGAAUGUGACCUUAUAGUUUUGGGUGAAGUUAUAUCUUGGGAGACAGUUGUCUACUAGAGAUAUUUUAAGUAAUUCUUCCCUAUUUAAUUCAGUGAGAAUAUCAGAGUGGAUUAUCUUGGAAUUAGAGUUAUCUUCUGCGAUGAGCCUGUAGCCGUUGACCAUGGCUUCUUUCUUUAGUAGGAGAUGGAGUGGUGGUAGAUCUGUGAUAACUUCUAACGCUGCUGUGGGGGCUGUUCUCAUUGCUCCUGUGUGUCCUCACUAAAUUUUUUCAUUGAAAAUUGACCGAAGUAUGGCCAUUUUAAUCCAUCUUUUUUUAUCUAUUCGCAUUUUUAGUUUUACUUAAGUAAAACAGAAACAUUUGAGGGGAAAGUACGAUUACUUAAGCACCAAGAACUGAUAAUGAGAUUUUGUAGAGGGGUUAAAUACAAUCAUUGUUUACUAUGGGAGGGAGGGUCAAUGUCCCCCCUGUUUUGGAGAGAGGGGCAAUUUUCUAAAAAAAAUACUUAAAAUUAAAAAAAAAUAUUAAAAAACAACGGCAACACUUACAUUUUUGAUUGAUACUUUUUUAAAAAGCUACAAUUAUAAACUUAAUAUUAAUUUUAAAAUGAAGUUAUUUUAAUCAAUUCUUUUUGAAAUACCCGAUUUCAAAGUCAAAACUUAUAAAAAAAAUGUUUAAAAAGCACAUUGAGUACAAUUUUCACAAAAACUGUGGACUUCAAUACGACAAAGUAAACUGCUUUAAUUGAUUUCUUAUAAAAUCAUGAAAAUCAUAAUGUUUCUAUGCCUUCUACUUAUUUCAAAAAGAAUUGAUUAAAAUAACUUCAUUUUAAAAUUAAUAGUAUGUUUAUAAUUGUAGCUUUUGAAAAAAGUAUCAAUCAAAAAUGUAAGUGUUGCCGUUGUUCUUUAAUAUUUUUUUUUAAUUUUAAGUAUUUUUUUAGAAAAUUGCCCCUUCCUCCAAAACGGGGGGACAUUGACCCUCCCUCCCAUAGUAAACAAUAAUUGUAUUUAACCCCUCUACAAAAUCUCAUUAUCAGUUCUUGGUGCUUAAGUAAUCGUACUUUAAUCGUACUUUAAAUUUAAUCUUCUUUUUUUCUUUGAAGCAAUGUUUAGUUUAUGUCUAUCUCAACCCAAAUAAAAUGUACAACUAAAAAAGCAAAAAAACUCAAAAAAUCGAUUUUUUUUUGAUAUUUUUUUUAUGAUUGUUUCGACUAUUUUGGUAUGGAAAUUUUUUUUGUUUUUUUCAAUUUGUAAAAAUAGGGACCAUGCAUAGGGACUAUUGAAAUCAGUUGGCAUUGGUUGGGAUGCGAAUAUCUUCUAAACGGUUAAAGCAACCAAUUUGAGGGCAGGGACUUUUUUGUAGAACAUUUAAGCCCCUACAAUAAUCCAUCUUACUAAUUUAAUAAUAAUGACUUUUCAGUGAAGUAGAAAAUUUUGAAAAGAAAAACAAGUUUUUAUAUUUUUGUUUAACUAAUAUCUUUCAAAUGGUUAGAUUAAAAAAAAAGUUAAUAAGACCUUUUUUGUGGAGCAAUCUGUUUCCUACAAGAAUAUGUUAUGCGCGUUUAAUUAUUAUAAUUUUUAAAGAUUUUCUCGAUUUUUAGACCUCAAAUAUCUACUAAACGGUUAGAUAAUUCAAAAAAGUGUAUUUAACCUUUUUUGUAGAGCGUUCAAUUUUCUACAAGAAUAUGUAAACAAAUUGGCUAAAAAAUCAAUUAAUAAAAAAAUUAUUUUUUUUGGUAGAAGCUUGAUGUAAAAAUGGAAAAUUGAAAAGCGGAGGACCUUCCCAUUAAGAUAAAGAGCUCAUAUUUGGUAAGUAUAUUCUAGAGGUGUCUAGCAAUCGAGUUUUCGAGGUACCAAAUCAAAAAAACGAAUUUCGAUUUUUUUGACCCACCCUAAUGUGCAAUAUAUCAAAAUUUUGCUUGGUUUACGAGGUAUAUUGAAAAAACCAAAAAAGGGGCUUUUGCAACCCUAUCUUCAGUUUCCACCCUCUCAUUUAAUAGCACUCAGUGAUUUUAUCUUCUUUUAUAACCCAUUCAACGAUUCCUGCAAUAAAAACCCGUGAACGUCUUAGUUCCUUAUUACCCUGUUUUUUUCGACAUAAUCAAUAGCCUAUAUUGCUCUCAUAGCCUCAUAUAUUCUUCGAUAAAUACGAGCAAUAACACUGUGCUCGAAAAGGGAACUUAUUUUCCGACAGAAGGCUCCCAUAUCUACUCAAGAUAAUUCGAUACGCUGAAUACGAUGGUGAAAAAGAAACUCGGCUCCAAUAAAAAAAAAAACAUGGCGUGAAAGUCGAAGUUGCAAGGGGUGUUUUUCAUAGGAAAAAAAAUGAAUAAGGUGGGCCCUGAGGGCUAAAUUCCUAUUUUUAUGAACUUCGUUAAGAGAAUCAUUAUUUGAAGGUGUCUAUAUAACUGUGAAAGCGGUGUCAUUAAGUGCAAAGCUAUUUCAUUCUACAAAACUUUCGAUCUGCAAUUUCUAACACAGUUUUUGUUUACUAUUGGAGGCGAGUUUCUUUUCGUAGUUUCUAAAGUUGUAAUUUUUGCGAAGUUUUGUUUUUCUCAAAUGUUUACCACUUCUGACAACCCGUUUUGCCGUGUCGUUAAACAUUUUCCCCAUUUUUUCCGCGCCUAAAGAUUUUUUUCGUUCUUACAGGGGCUCUAUUUUGUAAAACGAUUAUCGUUGAAACUACUUCGUUCUUGUUCAAAUGCGAUUAGGUACUACGAUAAUCGCUUGAUUUCAACGAUACUCGUAAAAGUAAAUGCUUACGACUGCUAUUUGCCUAUCGUUUGACUUUCGUUCUCGUUUGUCUUGCUUAGAAGAAAAAUUUGCCAAACUUCGAAGCCAAUUUUAUUUCCACUGAAAUAUUAAAACGAAGAAGCAAAAGUUAAGGAUUAUCCUUUAGGAUGUCCCAAAAAAAACGCGAACACCAACCCCCGAGGGGCUGAUCCAACAGUUCGACUUACAGAUGAGCAAAUAAUACAAGAGACAGAUUAAUUGGAUUAAUUAUUAAGACCGCUUUAUUCGCCUGUUCCAAAUGAACUAACUUAAACUUAGAACUUAAAGUAAUGUCUCACUUAUGCUCGUGCAAGGGUAGAUUGCUGGCACAGCAUUUCCGGACUGUGGGAACAGCGGAUGCGGAUCGUAUUCGCCUGUGGCCUUCAAUAUUGCAAGUGCAUUUACCUUUACUGUAGGUAUAAAUGCACUGUCAGCAGUAUAACCUUCGCUCGUGGGAAAUGCGUCGUGUUAACUCAAAUUUCGCAGUAUUAUUAAAGCACCACAACACAACAAAACCAUAAAACAAACAAUUGAUCUCAAUCUUCAUGGCCAAUUAACAAUGGCAGAGAUAAAGUUUUCAGAAAGAUGAUUUCCUCUUUAAACUCAUAAAAUAAAAAGUCGAAAUCACAAAAUAUGUCCAUAACUUCAAUUUUAUUAUGUUUUUGAAUAGAAAACAUUAUUAAACAACAUAUUAUGUGAAGUAAAAAACAAAUAUUUUUCCACUUAAGAUUUUCUUUGUCUCCUUAUUUUUUUACUGCUUUUCAUAGGCGUGAAGUUGGUACGCUUGAAAAAAAGCAUGGAUUCGUUAUCGCUGUACUUAAUCGCUCUAUAUCGUGACUAUCGUUGUCCUCUGGGUACUUUUCGUUUCGUAAUAUGAUAUAGGGCCCUAGGUAAUACGAAAACAGGCUAAAAGUAAGAUGAACUAAAAUGUAGAACUAUUCAGAUGACCGGCAGUGUAUAUUUAUUUAAAUACCUUCUUUUACGAACAAUUUUUCCAAAAAAAUUGAUUUUUCAUCAUUUUACAUCGAUUGAAAUAAAAAAAACUGGAAAAUUAUGGCAGAUUCUAUCUUUAGAAGGUUUUUUGAACUAUCUCAGUGUAAUCAAUAGGUCACAAGAUUGUCGACCAGGAGUGCAAAUAAAAUAAAGUGCACGACUGGGGUCGCACGUACUUGCUCUUAUGGUAAAAGUAGCUCUAAUGUUAAAUGAAAAAAUUAGAGAAAGUUUAAAAUUUGAUAUUUUCAAGGAAUUUCAUUAGUAGUGUACAAAAAUAAAAUCUGUUUUUAUAAUUAACUAGCUGACUUCUGCUAUUAACUUCCAAUUUUGGAGUGUGUCAAUCUUUUCCAAAAAAAAAAAUCGGGUCACAACAUCAAAUACAGCAUACAGAGGUCGAGCUACGGCAUACGUUCGUUAACGUAUUGACACCUUAUGUCACUAUCAUUUUCUUCUGAUUAAAUAGAGAGGGCAAUAGUCAAAACGUUAACGAACGUAUGCCGUAGUUCGACCUCAGGUCUUUAUAAAUAAAAGAAUGUGUUUUUUGAGUUCCAUUGAUCGCAUUAUCAAGAUUGAUGUUUGUAGGCUUAAAGUUUCUGUAUUUAGAAUAUGAAAUACUACGAAUUUAGGUUAUUCAUAUGAUUUGGAAAACUAACUUUUUGAAUCCCUUGAAAACAACAUAAAGCCAGGGGUCGCAUUACGGCAUACGUUCGUUAACGAAUGGUUGCUAUGUGUCCCUAUCGUUUUCUAAUAAUUAAAUAAAGACAGAAAUAGUCAAACGUUAACGUACGAUCGUAACCGUGUGCCGUAUCUAAUUCGACCCCCAGGACUUGAAAAAUCGUUCAAAAGAAAUUGGAUUUGACCACGCUAACCAUUUAUGGUAUGAAAAUAGAAGUUGGCCGAUUCUUAGACUUACCCGAUGUAUCCACAAAAUUUCAUAAAAAUCGUUCCAAAAAUAUAUAAAAAAGAAUUUUUGGUUGGGCCACCCUAACUAUUUAGUGGUAUAAAAAUAGAUGUUGGCCGAUUUUAGACCUACCCGAUAUACCUACAAAAUUUCAUAAAAAUCAUUUCAAUAAAAUAUUGAAUUUUUUUUGGUUGGACCACCCUAACCAUUUUAUCAUAUGAAAAUUCAUGUUGCUCGAAUGGCCGAUUCUCAGACUUCCCGACGUACACAAAAAAUUUUGAAACGAUCGUACCAAGAAGAAAUUAAAAAAAUUUGGCUGGACCACACUGACAAUUUAGAGGUAUGAAAAAUAGAUGUUGGCCGAUUCUCAGACCUACCCGAUAUGUGUACAAAAUUUCAUCAAAAUCAGUCCAGCCGUUUCGGAGGAGUUUUAUGACAAACACUGCGACAUGAGAUUUUUAUAUAUAGAUUAAACACCACAUUAAAUGAUAUUUCACACAAAAUCAAGUAUUCCAUUUCAUUUCUUGCAUAGAAGAAAUUCUAUCGAAAAUCGUUAGAGCCGUUUUCUUAAAAAUAAAUUUCUAUAUAUACAAAUUUUCUAACAUUUUACAAAAAAAAAGUUCGUAAGGCAUUUUUAAGAAAAUAUUAUUCAACACAUAAAAACGAUAUUUUGAUAAAAUAAUGAAAACGUUUUCAAAAAAAUUGUUUAAAAGGAAAAAAAUUUGAAAAAUUUGAAAUCCAAAAAUGUAUUUUUUGAAAAUUUUUUAAAUUUUUUAUAUAAUGGUUAGGGGUAUUCACGUAAACGCGGAAAACCCGUAGAAACCGUAGAAUUCUCUUCUCUAUCGGUAGAAAUGAGCUGUCAAAAAAUCUAUGGGAAAAUAUUCUACAAAUCAUAGAAUUUUAUCUCACAAAUUUGAGCAUGAACCGUAGAAAAAAAAAUCUGAUAAACUUUGGGUGAGUUCAAUCACCUAUCGGAUAGGGGAUAAGCUGUCUGGGAUACCCGUAUCUGGAAUAUCGUUCUGAACGCAACAAAUCGUCACCCUAGUAUUGAAGUGCCGUAUACGCCAUUUUUACAUUUUUGGGAAAUCGCAUUUAAAUGUUCGGAAGAUAAUUGCGAAAGAACUAACCGCUGGUAUUUUUUGAUAUUUUAGUAUGAUAUAUAAUUAAAAUGUGUCUUUUAUAUACAUGUUAUUGGACAUCUGCAAUUCGUAUAGUUUUUCAAAUAUUUAAAUUUUUGUCCAAAAUGAGUUUGCCGUAUACGCCAUGAAAAUCAGAAGUUUCUUUUAUUCAUAUACACGUACGUCAAAAAAAAAACAUAACGUACGUCAAAACAAUUCUCAAAAUUAUAUUGCAUUGCAUGAAAAAUUUGACGUAAAUGCCAAAAUUUCUUGUUUUUGUCAAAACAAUAGUGAAUAUCUCGGCAACGAAAAAAGAUAGAAAAAAACGGAUAGCAGAUUUGAAAAGAGCAACUUCGAAAACAUACGACUGCAUACCUAGUUCAAAAAAUGCAAUUUGGCGUAUACGGCACUCCAAUACUAGGGCGACGAAAUGUCUUACUAUUCAGAUAACCACAAAUAAAAUAUGUUAACAUUGAAAAGAGAAUUUUAAUUUAUUUGAGCAAAUUACAUUUUUUUUAUUGUUGCAUAGUAUUUGCAAAAUAAGCUUGACUUUUUUUUUUUAUUUAAACAAAUUUUAUUUCACGUUUAAUAAACAACUGUUUGUUUUCCACGUUUACGCAAAUAUUUCUUGUGGGGUGUUCACGUAAACCAUUUGCGGAAAUUAAUAUUUUUCUACAAAGUGGACAAUUCUAUCGUUACAUGAAUACCCUUAUUGUUUUAACGUUUCUGUAUAAACAUUUUGGUCGAAAUCUGUUUUGUCAUUUACGAGAAAUUCAUAUGGUAGGUACCGUUAAUAACGGUACAUAAAAUAAUUUUUUUAUUUCCAAAAGAAGCUUUUAUGUAUUACACUACACACACAAAUUUUAAUCAAAAUCGUUAGUCGUUUUUGAAAAAAAUUUGUUUUGUAUUUCCGUUAUAUGACAGGUAGGGUAGGAUGGUAUAAGAGUGCGCGGUUGAUAAGAGUGCGCAAAGCGAUUUUCUACGGUUUGAAAGGGAAUAUAAGACUGAAUGCACAUAUCUAAGUGAGUUUGAUCUGCUGUCAAAAUUUCAUGCAAAUGUGUUUGUAAACAGAGGUGCUAGUUAAGUUUAAGUUUUUUAGCACUUUCUUUUUCAAUUUUUCUCGCCAAAAAAAUUAAAUUUUCCGCUUAACAACAAAAAAUAACAAUUAACAAAGUAUGGGACAUUGAAAAGUCGACAAAAAGAAACAUUUGAGGAACACGUAAGAUUGGUCAUAAAGUGCAUUGUGAAAUACAUAUAUAUUCUUCGAUUACAUGUCUGAACGUGUAAGAGUGCGCACCAUGAUGAUGUAUAAGAGUCCGCGGGUUAUAAGAGCAGUAAAUGCUAUCCAAGGCGUCAAAAUAACUGGCAUUUGUCCAUAUACCAGCAAACAGUAGCUAGAAAAAGCAAUUCCAACCAAAAAGAAACCAAAUACAAGUUUUACAAAAAAAAAAAAGCGAA